UAUCUGGCCAACAACUAUCACUAUGGCACAAUAACUCCAAUGGGAUUGACCAAAUUAUUUCAGAAGUUUCCACCCCCUCAGCUAUGGAAAGACACACAAGUACAGACGGCUCUCUCCACCUCAACCGGCACUAUCUCGCUCCUGGAGGCCCUGCGUGGCGCGGCGGCGCAAUUCUCGAGGACAUUGACCACUGGCUGGCAGAACAAGCCCGUGAGUUGUACAAUAGAUGCGUGGCAGGUCCUCGUACGAAAAGAUACUAUUCGUGGAUUUUUGUCCCCCAUUCAGUUGGUGGACUUGAUUCUAUCGUGGAGGACCUGGAGAGAGGAUUGCGUUACUGCAUCACGCGGGGCUCGAACAUCGACAUUGUCAUCAUUGCGAGGCAUGACGACCACAUCCACGUUAACCAUGUGUGCACCAGCUCCAACUCCAGCUGCAGAUGUUCAUGGCUGCGUGGAAGUGAGUCCUACAGGACGUUCCGAAAACCACAAUUGGCGCGAAAUGUUCGAGCGGCUGACAUCGACACCGCGGGAUGGACGAAUGUCCUACGAUAUUUCACUAGCGGUGGCCGACGUGUCGAGCGCCUUAUCGUUGGAAGUCGAACCCGACGAUCUCCUGUGGGAGCUGAAAUGCUACAGGAGACGGGACGUCCGCGGCCUCGACAAAUCGGAAUGGUGGAAGAGGGCACAUCUGAAAAUGACAGGAACGUGUGCGGAGAGCCUUUCGGAGCAGGGUCGGCUGAUAGACCGGUUGGUUGCCUCAGUGACGCGGCAAUUGUCCGACAACCCGGCAACGCGCCGCAAGAAGCUCGUCAAGUACGACAAGAGAUAGUCGACCUGCUCCUCAAGACCGGCGGUUCUACUGACGGUAUUAUUCUUAAAGGUCGUAAACGAAAACAGAGGGAAAUAGAGAUUUUAAUUAGAAUGUACCCUACAUGUCCCAUUAAUGCCGUUAACAAAACAUUAGAAUUUAUUAACAAUAUCCAUACAAAAUAUAUUCCCGGGUCCGAUAGAGAUCUCGCUGUUAUUAUUAAAAAUUGGUCCGUCAUAUUAAAUCAAUGGAGCGUACAACAGUUUUGGGAUUAUUAUUCUUCACCGGGUGUUCGGCCGUAUUUUAAUUUGUACGCAUUUACAAACUGUAAGUCGUCAUUUUAUUAUACACCGGCCGAGUCGUUGGAAAUCGCCGUCGAACUACUACACUUUCAGUUCGACGGCGAUCUCGAACGAAUACAUAAAUUUAUGUACGAUUUAUUCGAUGUGGUGGAAAAGAACGUUCCAAAACGUAAUACGCUUUCUGUACUAUCGCCCCCAAAUGCCGGUAAAAAUUUUUUCUUCGAUGCUGUAUGUUCGUAUUUUUUAAAUUACGGCAUUAUUUCAACGCUCAACAAACACUCGCCGUUCGGUUAUCAAGACAUGGACAACAG
Messenger RNA from Daktulosphaira vitifoliae (grape phylloxera), 1420 nucleotides. RefSeq lists its product as uncharacterized. Gene Ontology annotation, biological process: viral genome replication. The annotation marks the transcript as partial. The record is from RefSeq and is a predicted model, not a curated record. The transcript has 2 exons. Lineage: Eukaryota; Metazoa; Arthropoda; Insecta; Hemiptera; Phylloxeridae.